AUGCAGAUCUGUGUACUUUUCACAGAGUACGAGGAAGUGACCGACAUCCGGUCAGCAGUGGUAUUUGCCGACGUGAACGGGUUCUCAGCAUUACAGCAUUGGAUGGACGAAAGUAUCCUCGAUGAGAAGACUCAGAUUGAGCGGUACACGCCUCAAUCUUAG
Peronospora matthiolae is the source of this 162-nucleotide messenger RNA. The record is from the annotation of a GenBank genome assembly. Lineage: Eukaryota; Oomycota; Peronosporomycetes; Peronosporales; Peronosporaceae.